UGUAUAUAUUGUAUAUGAAUAAGAAUGGGUUAUUAGAAAAUAACAUAUUUCUACUUUUCCAAAUGGAUUUAAAGCACUUAACUAAUAUAUGACAAAACAAUGGAGGAUAAAAAGACAAAGGGAACUAGAACUGUUAUACCGGCAGCGAACUCAUUUGAAAAUUCCGAUGCUGCAGGAUGGGUUUAUAAAUUAAUAAACGAAGGUUUCAUGAGGAAGCGUUGGCGUAAAAGAUACUGUGUACUUUCCAACGGAGUUCUUUAUUUAUAUGAGCAACAAAAAUCGGAUGGCACCGAAAAAACAUGCAGCACUGUGAACCUAAAACAUUAUGCAGAAUGUGUAAAAGCUCCGAGAAAGCAAUGUAAGAAAAGUCCGAAUACCGUAAUUAUUGAACCAAUAAAGAAAGAAGAUAAGACGGAAUCAACAAAGAAUUCCAAACAAAUAAACCGCGAAUUUUUCUACACUGAAACACCUGAGGAUCAGGAAAAAUGGCUUGCCAAGCUAAAAGAAUCAUUGUCGAUGGCAAAUAUUGGCGGUGGUUCUAAGUUAAAACAUAUAACAAAAACAAGAGCACGGCCACCAAGAGGCGGAGGAGGAAAUAGACGUCCACCAACUAAACAACAUCUCAAAGAGAGGGCAAUGAUGUCAGAAGUGUCUUUAGAUUCCCAAGAAGCUGAGACUGCAAAUAGCGAAUCAAUCAAAAAGCGAGGAAAUAUUCCAGUUUUGGCGCUACGACCGCCACCUGGCAGUGGUAAAGUUCCCUUGAAGUCUCCUACACUUUCCCAGACAGAGGUUACUGGAACAAAUGAAGAAAUUGAAAAUGUUCCAAAUAACGAUGAUAUGACAGCAACGCCAACAGUAAGUUCGCCGAUAUCACCCAAGCCUCCACCAGCGGCACUGAAGCCAAAAUUGUCAAAGUUUAUCGUGCGAAAUGGCAGUGUUGGAAGCUCGGGAAGUCACGAAUCCCUUCCGCCUCUUCUGGAAUCUGCACCGAUGGUUGAUGAUGAGACCACAAUAGAUGAUAGUGAAAAACUUUCAUCCUCACCGUCGUCCAAAACGUCUUCUCUAGACAGAAUGGACAAAGCUUCAGUUAAUUCACUAUCAAAUUCCGACUGCCCGCCUUCACCUCCACCACCACUGUUAGAUAAUUCUACUAACGUUGAUGAAAAUCACAACGACGAAGAAGCGACUGAAGAGUCAGUAGUUAGGUCCGAAAAAUUAGAAACACUUAAAGAAAAAUUCAAUUUGAAGUUGAAAAAGAAUGAGAGGAUUUUGAAAGCUCGUUCCAUGAUGGAUUUAGAUCGAGACUCAGAUAACGAAGAACCUCUCCCUCCACCCCCGUCCCCGCCUCCUUCUCCUCCCGCAGAAACGGAAAGUAACGGAGAUUUUCCAAUCGAAGAGACUAAAAAGUGCAAAAAACGUAAAGGAUCAGUGAAGGCACGCCCUUCGUCCCUUGUUAUUGAUGUUUGAAUCAGAAAUAUUUUUAUCUAUGCAUUUUUGUAUUUAUGUAAUCUAAAAGUGACAACGAAUCUACUAAAAAGUAAGGAUGUCGCAAAUAAAUAUUCUCCGCAUUAUUGCCAGAGAAUAGCCACCGCACACAUCCCGUUUUUAAAAAAUGAUGCUAAACAUUCCAAAGCAAUGCAUACGUAGUUUCAAAUAGAAUUAAUUUUACAAAGGCGACGUAACUUGGCUUCCUAUUUAUAUAAUAAAAUUUGUCAUUCUAUUUUCUAUUAAAUUUAUUUCACGUGGUUUCCUAACUGUUCUACAUUGUUUUAUUUUGAUUACUCUUCAAAUAUUUUUGCAUUUGGGCGAGUGGUGAAUGCAAAAUCAAAUAUGACUUAUGGUAAUGUAAUAAAUUGCGUAUCUCUGUAUUUGAUCUUCAUUUAUCACCUUACUUUGCUUAAAAUGUUUUAUGUUUUUACUUUUCUGUAUAUUGUGCAAAGACAUAUUUAUGCCCAUGUUGUAAAUUGCAAAUAAUAAUCAAGUUCGUAUUUAUUUACCAAAUUAAAAACACCUUAACAAAUUGAAAAAUCUUUUCAAACUUGUGGACACUCGCUUCAUCAAGUUCCCGUUGUUGGUCACAUGCAAUUCAUAUAAGGGCGGAGAUAUUCGAAUGAGAAGAAGUUCGUGUGUGAUAAACUUCCACAUUGAAAAUUGCUAUUCGAAUUACGGAAACCGAAUGAGUGCCGAGUCUUCCACAGUUGAACGCAAGUCUUUCAGUAUAAAUAUUGAGGUUGUUUGAAUAUAACAUAUUUGCCAAUAUAUGUGUACACAUAUGCUUAA
Molecule: messenger RNA, 2280 nt
Organism: Styela clava
Lineage: Eukaryota; Metazoa; Chordata; Ascidiacea; Stolidobranchia; Styelidae
Source: RefSeq, a predicted model, not a curated record